GUAACAAUGGCUCUCGACUCGUCAAAGUUUCUGAAAUGUUACGGCUAUGAUAUGCUUUUGGGUUCAAUAGCUGCAUUUUACGUUAUUACCGUUCCAUACACAAAAGUUGAAGAGAGCUUCAACGUCCAGGCAAUGCAUGAUAUCCUAUAUCACCGACAUCACUUGGACAAUUAUGAUCAUUUGGAGUUCCCUGGGGUGGUUCCUCGCACUUUCAUUGGCGCCUUGCUUGUAUCAAGUUUGGCAUCCCCUGUUAUACUACUACUCAACUUGUUGCACGUGCCAAAGCUUUAUGGCCUCGUCGCAGUUCGUCUCGCCCUAGGUUGCAUCAUAUUAUCUACCUUACGACUUUUCCGGCUUCAGGUCAGAGAUAAGUUUGGACAUCAAGUGGAAGCGUUCUUUGUAAUACUGACUGCACUUCAGUUUCACUUGCUGUUCUAUUGUACUCGUCCACUGCCAAAUAUACUAGCUUUGGGUGUAGUUAACUUGGCAUAUGCAUUUUGGCUCAAGGGGAAGGUUUAUGCGGCUUUAAAUUGUCUGAUUUUUGCUACAAUUGUCUUUAGGUGUGAUAUCCUCUUACUUCUUGGCCCUCUCGGCCUGGAACUUUUGUUGACUAAAUCAAUUUCGCUGUGGGAAACACUGAAAUGCUGCUUUUGGUUUGCUCUGUUCUGCAUAGGCCUUACUGUAUUGAUUGAUUCAAUUAUGUGGAGAAGGUUAUUGUGGCCUGAAUUUGAAGUUUUCUGGUUCAACUCUGUUCUGAAUCGAAGCUCUGAGUGGGGUACGCAUACAUUUCACUGGUACUUCACAUCAGCACUCCCCCGCUCCUUGCUAGCUGCUUUCCCUCUUUUUAUGCUUGGUGUCUUACUUGACAGAAGGGUUCUAUUAUUCGUUCUUCCUGUUUUAUCUUUUGUCUUACUUUACUCAAAGCUACCCCACAAGGAGCUCCGUUUUAUUAUCAGCUCUGUUCCAGUCUUCAACUUAUCUGCUGCAAUUGCCGCUAGUAGAAUCUAUAACAACAGGAAAAAAGCUUUCUGGAAGUUGCUCUACUUUAUGAUGCCCGGGUUACUUUUAAUCAGUCUAGGUUGCACCACCAUAACCUUCAUGGCAUCCUAUGAGAAUUACCCCAGUGGUCAUGCUUUGAAAAGUUUGCAUCAACUUGGUCAUCUUGCUAACCGCACAAGGGAACAAUGGGUACAUAUUGACACAUUUUCAGCCAUGAGUGGAAUAUCACGCUUUUGUGAAAAUGAUUUUCCAUGGAGGUAUUCUAAAGAGGAAGGAAUUCCUGAAGGAGAACUAUGCCUGAGAAAGUUCACCUACCUCAUAACUGAACAUCCUACCGUCCAUGGAUUCAAGUGUCUAUUCACUGUUGAUGGAUUCUCAAAAGUUCGUCUCCAAUACGGCAUUACACCCAUUUCACUGGUCCGAAAGCCCAAAGUCUAUGUUCUUGGAAAUACACGAAACGAAGAUGUCAUGCAUAGAAACUGGCCGGGAUGCUCGUGAAACUUGUGUGAUAAGAUAACAUAAAACAUCAUACCAUUUACUGUGGUAGGUGAUUAAAUUGCCCUGAAGUGUGGAAUCAACCUAUCAAUGUCAUUUGCCUCUCAAAAACCAGAUUACUUUUAUGGGAAAAGCAUUCCACAUUGUUGCCAGCAUAAUUUUGCUCAAG
This is a messenger RNA of Morus notabilis, 1663 nucleotides long. RefSeq names its product dol-P-Man:Man(7)GlcNAc(2)-PP-Dol alpha-1,6-mannosyltransferase. The transcript has 19 exons. The record is from RefSeq and is a predicted model, not a curated record. The coding region runs from base 7 to 1497 and encodes 496 amino acids. Gene Ontology annotation, biological process: protein N-linked glycosylation. NCBI's taxonomy places the organism in Eukaryota, Viridiplantae, Streptophyta, Magnoliopsida, Rosales, Moraceae. Gene Ontology annotation, cellular component: endoplasmic reticulum membrane. Gene Ontology annotation, molecular function: alpha-1,6-mannosyltransferase activity.